Molecule: messenger RNA, 4513 nt
Organism: Leptonychotes weddellii (Weddell seal)
Lineage: Eukaryota; Metazoa; Chordata; Mammalia; Carnivora; Phocidae
Source: RefSeq, a predicted model, not a curated record
CAUCAGCACGGGGUGGGGCCUGCUGACGGGCCGUGGGUACAGAAGGGGCCAAGGCCCCACUCUCCAGUUGGGGCAGAGUCAGCCUGUGGGGCCACAGACAGAUAACUGGGCAAAAUAGCCACAGGCCGCCUAGCGCGCACACCGUUCGCUCCCCCCGGCCCGGCCAUGCCUCUGCCCGGCCACCUCCUGCCUGCCCUGGUCCUGCUCGUGGCUGGGCCCCCAGGCUGGGCCUGGAUCCCCAACAACUGCAGGGUCCCCCGCGAGGCCACGUGCAACUUCGUGUGUGACUGUCCAGGCUGCUCCGAGGAGACCCAGUGUGGUUACCACGGAGCCUCGCCCGCCCUGGGCGCCCCCUUCGCCUGCGACUUCGAGCAGGACUCCUGCGGCUGGCAGGACAUCAGCACCUCAGGCUACAGCUGGCUUCGAGACCGGGCGGGAGCUGCCCUGGAGGCUCUGGGGCCGCGCUCAGACCACACUCUCGGCACGGACCUCGGCUGGUAUAUGGCUGUUGGCACCCACCGUGGGAAAGAGGCCUCCACCGCAGCCGUGCGCUCCCCAAUCCUGCACAACGCAGCCCCCACCUGUGAGCUGAGGCUCUGGUACCACGCGGCGUCUGGAGAUGUGGCUGAGCUGCGGCUAGAGCUGACCCACAGGGCCGAGACCUUGACCCUGUGGCAGAGCUCCGGGCCCUGGGGCCCAGGCUGGCAGGAGCUGGUGGUGGCCACUGGCCGUAUCCAGGACGACUUCCGGGUGACCUUCUCUGCCACUCGAAAUGCCACCCACAGGGGCACCGUGGCCUUGGACGACGUGGUCUUCAGGGGCUGUGGGCUGCCCACUCCCCAGGCACACUGCCCCCUGGGGCAUCACCAUUGCCAGAACAUGGCCUGUGUGGAGCCCCACCAGCUAUGUGACGGGGAGGACAACUGUGGGGACGGCUCAGACGAGGACGCACCGGCCUGCCGCCACUACACAGCCACGGACUUUGAGACGGGCCUGGGCCCGUGGAACCACUCGGAGGGCUGGGCCCGGAACCACAGUGCCAGUGCCAGGCCACGAGCCUGGCCGCACCGCGACCACAGCCGGAACAGUGCGCACGGCUCCUUCCUGGUCUCCGUGGCCGAGCCCAGUGCCCCCGCUGUCCUUUCCAGCCCCGAGUUCCAAGCCUCAGGCGCCCGCAACUGCUCGUUAAUCUUCUAUCACUACCUGCAUGGGUCCGAGGAUGGCUACCUUCAGCUGUUCCUGCAGACUCGGAGCCCGGGCUCCCCCCAGGGCCCCGUCCUGCUGCGCAGGCGCCAUGGGGAGCUGGGGGCCGCCUGGGUCCGAGACAGGGUCGACAUCCAGAGCGAGCACCCCUUCCGGAUCCUGCUCACUGGGCACACGGGCCCGGGCGGCGUCGUGAGCCUGGAUGACCUCAUCCUGUCGGACCACUGCCAGCCAGUCCCAGGUGGGCCUGCCGAGCCCCUCCCCUCCCCGGAGAAGCGCCACCCCUGCCUGCCUGAGCCCUGUUCUGCCCCCACAGAGGGGUCCAGCCCGCCUGCUGGGCUCUGGGCCCCCGUCCCCCAGCCUCAGGACUUCUGCGAGCCAGGACAUCUUUCCUGUGGGAACCUGUGUGUCCCCCCGGAGCAGCUCUGUGACUUCCAGCAACAGUGCCAGGGGGGCGAGGAUGAGCAGGAAUGUGGCAGCACGGACUUUGAGCCCCCCACGGCCGGGGGCUGGGAGGAUGCCAGCGUGGGGCGGCUGCAGUGGGGGCGUCUCCGCGCCCAAGAGAGCAGAGACCCUGGCUCGGAUGCCAGCUCGGCUGCUGCUGGGCACUUCCUGUCCUUGCAGAGGGCCUGGGGACAGCCGGCGGCGGAGGCCCGGGUCCUCACUCCUCCCCUGGGCCCCUCGGGCCCCCGCUGUGAGCUCCGCAUGGCUUACUAUUUCCACAGUUACCCCCAAGGCUUCCUGGCCCUGGUCGUGGUGGACGGCAGCAGCCGUGAGCUGGUGUGGCAGGCCCCAAGCAGCAGCAGGGGCUGGAAGGUGGACACGGUCCUUCUUGGGGCACGCCGCCGGCCUUUCCGGCUGGAGUUUGUUGGCCUGGUGGACUUGGACGGCCCUGGCCAGCAGGGCGCUGGAGUGGACGAUGUGGCCUUGAAGGAUUGCAGCCCCGUGACCGCCACUGAGAAGGACUCAGAGGUCUCCUGUAACUUUGAGCGGGACACUUGCGGCUGGCACAGCGGCCACCUCACAGAUGCCCACUGGCGCCGAAUCCAGAGCCGUGGCCCCGGGUACGACCACACCACGGGCCAAGGCUACUUCUUGCUCCUGGACCCCACGGACCCCCCGGCCCGGGGCCCUGGUGCCCACCUGCUCACCCAGCCCCAGGCCCCAGCAGCCCCUCAGGAGUGUCUCUCCUUCUGGUACCACCUCCACGGGCCCCAGAUCGGGACACUGCGCCUGGCAGUGAGGCGAGAAGGAGAGGCAGAAACCGUCCUGUGGUCGCGAACCGGCGCCCACGGCAACCGCUGGCUCGAGGCCUGGGCCACCCUGCACCACCAGCCGGGCUCCGGCGCCAAGUACCAGCUGGUGUUCGAGGGCCUCCGUGAUGGCUACCACGGCACCAUGGCGCUGGACGACGUGGCCGUGCGGCCCGGGCCCUGCUGGGCCCCCAGGCAGUGCUCCUUCGAGGACUCGGCCUGUGGCUUCUCCAGCGGGGGCCGAGGCCUCUGGACACGCCAGGCCAAUGCCACGGGCCACGCCUCCUGGGGCCCCCGCACUGACCACACCACAGAGACGGCUCAGGGGCACUACAUGGUGGUGGACACGAGCCCACAGGCCCUGCCCCGUGGCCACGUGGCCUCCCUGACCUCAGAGGAGCACCAGCCUCUUGCCCAGCCUGCCUGCCUGACCUUCUGGUACCACCUGAGCCUCAGAAACCCAGGCACCCUGCAGGUCCACGUGGAGGAGGCUGAGAGGCGUCAGGUGCUCAGCGUCAGUGCCCACGGAGGGUUUGCCUGGCGCCUGGGAAGUGUGGACGUGCAGGCCGAGAGGGCCUGGCGGGUGGUGUUUGAAGCGGUGGCCACCGGCGUGGAGCACUCCUAUGUUGCACUGGACGACCUGCUGCUCCAGGACGGGCCCUGCCCCCGGCCAGCUUCCUGUGACUUUGAGGCUGGCCUGUGUGGCUGGAGCCAUCUGCCCUGGCCCGGCCUGGGAGGGUAUAGCUGGGACUGGAGCAGUGGGGCCACACCUUCUCGCUACCCCCAGCCCCCUGUGGACCACACUCUGGGCACAGAAGCAGGCCACUUCGUUCUCUUUGAAACGGGCGUACUGGGCCCAGGGGGCCGGGCAGCCUGGCUGCGCAGCCAGCCUCUGCCUGCCACCAAGGCCUCCUGCCUCCGCUUCUGGUACCACAUGGGCUUUCCAGAGCACUUCUACAAGGGUGAGCUGCGGGUGCUCCUCAACAGUGAGCGGGGCCAGCUGACCGUGUGGAGCACGGGCGGGCCCCUGCGGCACCAGUGGCUGGAAGGACGGGUGGAGGUGGCCAGUGCCGAGGAAUUCCAGAUCGUGUUUGAAGCCACUCUAAGCGGCCAGCCGGCCCUGGGGCCCAUUGCCCUGGACGACGUGGAGUAUCUGGCCGGGCAGCACUGCUGGCCGCCCGCAUCCAGCCAGGGGGAAACGGCAUUGGCCGCAUCGGUGCCAACCAUGGUCGGCAGCGCCCUCCUUGCCCUCGUCCUGCUGGUGCUGCUUGGACUCGUGGGACGGCACUGGUUGCAGAAGAAGGGGGGCUGCCCAUCCCGGGGUGAGACGGCGGCUGUGGCCCCGGGCUUCGACAACAUUGUCUUCAAUGCGAAGCGCCCUCUUCCCACCUAGGAUGGCGUCACCCUGCCGGCUUCGCUCUCCGGCCACCAGUAGAUGACCCAGACCUGGCUCUCCACACGAGCAUCCUGCAUCCCCCACCCUGUCGGCCCCAGCCCUGGGAGACCUGCCCCUCCCCCAGGACGCACUGAGCCCCCGAGCUGUCAGCUGGCACAGAGACUGUCAGCCACGUACCUGGGAAUGGUCCUCACCACCAAUAAAUGCCCUGGACUGUGAGGGCACCCCCACUUACUGGCUGAGGUCUGUGCAUCCUGCUGUCGGCAGGAAGGUGGGCUCUUGGGGAUCCCCAGCUGAAAGGAUGUGCUUGGGGUACCUCCCACAUGUCUCAGUGACUCAGGUGACAGGUAACAGGCAGGCCACACCAGACAGGACCAAGGGCCAGAGACACCAGAGACAGACACAGUGGGACCCUGAUAAGCCCCUGUCCCAGGUCUGGCAGGCACCCCAACACUCAGGUGGCCCAGCCCGCCCCGUGGGACCCUGACCCGAGCCCUGUCCAGCCCCUGCCUUGCUGGGUGAUUCUGCAUCUGACUUAGGACACGUACAGGUGACAGACCGAGUAGCAAACACUUCACCGGCUGUAAGGUGGCGUAGAGCUGGUCUGAGGGGGGAUGCUCUGCUGUGUCUACGGUUCUAAAUAAAGGUCCCAUGUCUGCUG